GCUAUUUGGAUAUUUUACUAUCCGAAGCGUGACUUCACCCGGGAAACCCAUCAAAGUCAAGAGCGCAUUGUUACAAAACGACGACUUACUGUAAAACGUAUUUUGACGCUAAUGAAUUUUACAUUAUAUAUUAAAAUGUAUUCUAAUUCAAAACAAUGACUAAAGUCAAAGUGGCAUUAUAAUGUAAGAUAAAAAAAAAAUAAAAACUUGAAAAGGGCUGAAUAUGAACAGCCAUUUCCAGAUCACUUGAAAUGUUCUUGUGAGUGAUUGAGACAAUCAAAGCAACGAGGGCCAGGAUUUGGUGUGACAGGAUCUUAGGGAGUUAACAAUAACAAAUCAUUAAUUCGUUGAGAAUACUAUUACAACAGAGAUUAUUCAAAACAGUCGUGGCGGACAAACUUGACCCCUGGCUAUCGCUCUAUCACACGCCAAAAAUCCCACGCGGCUAAACACCUCGGCUGAUAUCGAUACAAUUAUAUCUCUUAACUUUCAAUUGCCUUCAGCUGAAGGACUGCUCUUUAAAGAAGACGUUUUUAAAGCAGAUUACUGAGCUUUUGUAUGCGCUUAGUUAAACAAGAUGGAAGUUGAUGAGGUUCUGAUCCAUGUGGGGCAGUUCGGUAGGUCGCAAUGGCGAGUUCUUGGCAUGUUUUUGUUUAUCUUUUUCCCGGUAACGUACCAAACCCUUAUCAUGGUCUUCGUGGCCUAUGAGCCGCCUUGGAUGUGCACGGCGAACAGCUCCUCGUGUCUUCUACCUAACGCUACGGGCCGUGAAGUUUACAGCACUGCAACCAAACCCAUCUCCCUGUACCAGCGGAGAUGUCAACUUAACAGAAGUGAAUGGAAAUUCGCUGAUGAAGAUAUGUACGAGGGGCCGGUCAAUACUAUCGUUACUGAGUUCGACCUUGUCUGCGAGCGCGGAUUCCUGGCAUGGCUGGCCAACUCCAUGUUGUUCUGUGGCUGGGCAUUAGGCGCUAUCGUCCUGGGUAUCAUCGCGGACAAGUUCGGUCGCAAGAGCGUGCUCUUCCCAGCUGUAUUUUUCAUUAUCACCGUCACCUUCGCCAUGUCUUUCGUGGAGCAAGCAUGGCUAGUCAUUCUCUUUAGGUUCGUGGUUGGCGUUUUUGAGGCCGGAUGCUUAUCCAUGUUCGUGCUAUCCACGGAGCUUGUGGGGCCGAAGCACCGCGCGCUGGCUGGGACUAUGGUCUGGUUCUACUUCACGGCAGCCUUGCUCGCGAUUGGCCUAAAGGCAUACUUCAUUCGUGACUGGAGUAUGCUUUGUAUAGCCUCAACGGCGCCUUAUAUAUUCGUCCUGUUCCUUUACAAGUGCGUCCCGGAGUCUGUUCGAUGGCUAUUAGUAGCUGGACGCGAACCAGAAGCUCGCAAAAUUAUCGAGGAUGUCGCGCGCGUCAACAAGAAACAGAUGCCGGAGACGGAACUCCGCGUACCGAAGAUUGCGUCUAACAAAGGCGUAAUAGAGCUGUUCAGGACAAGGAAGCUUGCGAUACUAACACUGAUUCAAUGUUAUGCUUGGUUUGUGAAUGGCAUGGUUUACUAUGGCGUCUCUAUGAGCUCUGGUGACUUUGGAGGAAGCAUCUACUUGAACUUUGUCCUCACCAGCCUGGUGGAAAUUCCAGGAAACUGGCUCGUCAUCGAUAACUGUAACAGGUUUGGUCGCAAGAAGACCGUCGUAGCGCACAUGAUCCUGGGGGCGAUAGCAUGUGUCUCCGUCUCGUUUAUCCCAGACGGUACCGACAAUAUAGCCUUCAUCGCUGGUCGAGUGACGGGAGGGACACUAGGCAAGCUGUUCAUCACCUGCUCAUUCAACUCUAUUUAUGUUUUUUCUGCGGAACUCUUCCCCACAAUGGUCAGGAAUAGCGGCAUGGGUCUGGUAUCGGUGACCAGUAGGUUCGGGGCGGCAUCCGCGCCGUUUGUUGUUCAGAUGACGAGGAUCAACACUGUGCUUCCUUUCGCUCUCAUGGGCUCUCUUACCUUCAUUGCCGCCGUGGCGUGCUGGUUUCUCCCGGAGACGAGAGGCAAGCCCACCCAAGAAGUCAUGGAUGACACGGACAGGACAAGACACAAGGGGGAGGUUUUGUUUGACGAGAAACCUGGGCGCGGUCAAAAGGACGUGGAAGAUUUGCCACAUGAUAAUGAAAACGUCGCCAAAGACGGGGAAGAUGAGAGUGGCAUUAAACUUUUGUCCGUUAAUCCAAGCGUGUAAAGCCGCCUUUACCGUGGCAAAGGAAACGGGAGAGUAGGCGUAGAUUUGAGACGCGCGUUAAAAACAGCGCAAAAGAGAAGCAUGCGGAGGAAGAAACGGAGCGGAUUCGUUCCUUUCGUCUUCCCUUGCGUCUCCUUCGCACUCAUUUUCAUACACGAAAUAAGUGUCUUGAGUCUCAGCUUCUAAGUCUCAAAAGUACAAGACGAAACUGGCAUUUGAACCAAGUGAUGGGUACCUCAAGAAUCACCGUCUCACCGACCAACGAGUCUAAUUUUUGGAAUUCGACCGCAACAUUGCUAAGAGACCUCGGACCCAGUAUUUUGAUAGAAGAGACAAUUGUUUCAUUGGAAUGUUAUUAAAGCUUUAUUAUUAUUA
Messenger RNA from Nematostella vectensis (starlet sea anemone), 2593 nucleotides. Its product is annotated as solute carrier family 22 member 15-like. The record is from RefSeq and is a predicted model, not a curated record. Gene Ontology annotation, biological process: transmembrane transport. The transcript has 11 exons. Bases 578 to 2218 code for a protein of 546 amino acids. NCBI's taxonomy places the organism in Eukaryota, Metazoa, Cnidaria, Anthozoa, Actiniaria, Edwardsiidae. Gene Ontology annotation, cellular component: membrane. Gene Ontology annotation, molecular function: transmembrane transporter activity.